Molecule: messenger RNA, 2660 nt
Organism: Sorghum bicolor (sorghum)
Lineage: Eukaryota; Viridiplantae; Streptophyta; Magnoliopsida; Poales; Poaceae
Product: protein LAZ1
Exons: 9
Coding region: 788-2233 (481 amino acids)
Biological process (GO): transport
Molecular function (GO): transporter activity
Source: RefSeq, a predicted model, not a curated record
UUUCGUCUAGUUGCUCGGCGGUGACGAGUAGUUCGUUGGCAAUUUGACGAACACGCCGCUGCCGCCCGCCGCCGUCGCCAUGGACUCAUACAACGGAAGGGAUCAUUCAAUAAACCCCCGCCCGCCAGCCCCCUGCUCUGUUGGUCUUCAACCUUCCUCUCCCUCUCUUCUUCAAUCUCGCUCCCCACCCACCCAGUCCCCGCCGGCCACCCUAGGGGCGGGGUGGGGCGGCCGCCCCAGCUACUGGCGAGCUCGCCCUAGACCCCGGACCCCUUCUUCCCUAGCACCGGCGGCAAGAGAAGAAACGAGCACGGGAUGGGCCUUUUCUUCACUUUGUUGAGCCCCGCCCAACAGAGGUGAGACCGUGUGAAAGGCCACCAUUGCACACAGGCACCCGCCGCCUAGGUGCCCACCGGCCACCGCGGCUCGGCCUCCGCGCCGAGUGCCGACCGUCGCGUAGUCGCCAGCAUCCACCCUCUAACCUGGAUUAGCGGAAGAGGAGGCGUGUGUGCUCAGCGGAGGAGACGAGGCGCACGCCGCCAGGAGCUGAGGAAGACUAGGCGGUCGCAAAUCCAUACGGCGUAUGGGGAGGAGAGGACUGGAAAAGACCAGAGUGUAAGGUGGAAUAACAGGAUUCUUGGUACUACCAGGCUGCUCAACAAGAGGAGAGCUCCUGUUUGACUUGGGGUUGUGAAUUAUGAUCCUCUAUGAACCAUACCCUGGAACAGAUUUCGUUCGAAAGGGAGCAUAAUCUGAGAAGAGCGGUUAAGGGGCGCUGUGAGAAGGGAUGGCGAUGGAGUUGGCCAAGCAAUUGCUCACGCUUCUCGGAAGCUACAGACCACCUCUCUGGGCUACAAUCAUUGCCAUUAUUUUUGUUAUCAUCUCUGUCUCGCUGUCCCUGUACUUGCUGUUCAACCAUCUGUCAGCCUACAAAAACCCAGAGGAACAGAAGUUUCUUGUCGGCGUCAUUCUCAUGGUGCCGUGCUAUGCAGUCGAGUCGUACUUAUCAUUGGUAUAUCCGUCAAUAAGUGUGGAUAUCGAAAUUAUGCGAGAUGGCUAUGAGGCAUUUGCUAUGUACUGUUUUGGGCGCUAUCUAGUUGCUUGCUUAGGUGGUGAAGAUAGGACAAUUGAAUUUUUGAAGAGGGAAGGUGGUUCAGGUUCUACUGCACCACUUUUAGGCCAAGCAUCUGAACAACGAUAUGUAAACCAUCCUUUUCCAAUGAACUACUUGCUUAAACCGUGGCCGCUAGGCGAAUGGUUCUACUUGAUCAUCAAAUUUGGGCUAGUUCAAUAUAUGAUAAUAAAAUCAAUAUGUGCUAUUCUUGCGGUGAUUCUGGAAGCCUUUGGAGUGUACUGUGAAGGAGAGUUUAAGUUGAACUGUGGGUACUCUUACACGGCUGUGGUUCUCAAUUUCAGUCAGUCAUGGGCCUUAUACUGUCUCGUUCAGUUCUAUGCUGUGAUAAAGGAUGAGUUAGCUCAUAUAAAGCCUCUUGCAAAAUUUCUGACAUUCAAGUCUAUUGUGUUCUUAACAUGGUGGCAAGGUAUAGCAAUCGCACUGCUCUUCAAUUGGGGUUUGUUGAGAGGUCCUAUUGCUCAAGAAUUGCAGUUCAAGUCAAGUAUCCAAGACUUUAUUAUCUGCAUAGAGAUGGGUGUUGCUGCCGUUGUCCACCUGUAUGUCUUCCCUGCGAAGCCAUACGAGCUAAUUGGUGAUCGUUUUGUUGGAGAUGUUUCAGUUCUUGGAGACUAUGCUUCUGUCGACUGCCCGUUAGAUCCAGAUGAAGUCAAGGAUAGUGAGCGCCCAACCAAGUUUAGGCUUCCCCAGCCAGAUGAUCGUGUCAGGUCUUCCACUGCCAUAAAGGAAAGCGUUCGUGAUGUCGUACUUGGAGGUGGUGAAUACAUUGUGAAUGACUUGAAGUUUACUGUGAACCAUGCUGUGGAACCCAUCAAUGAAAAGCUGCACAUGAUAUCCGAGAACAUCAAAAAGCGCGAGAAGGGAAAGAAGAAAACAAAUGACGAUAGCUGCAUCAGUUCACCCACAUCCUUGACCAGGGUCAUCAGUGGGAUUGAUGAUCCGCUCCUGAAUGGGAGCCUGAGUGACAACAGUGGUCCAAAGAAAGCACGAAGGCAACGCAGGAAAUCAGGUUAUGCAAGUGCUGAGAGCGGUGGAGAGAGCAGCGACCAUGGCCUUGGUGGGUUUGAGAUCCGAGGGAACAGAUGGAUUACUAGGGAGUGACAACUAAGAGCAAUCUGUGGAGAUACUAUAUAAAUGUCACAGUUGUUGUCCUGUGGUGAUAUGCGAAAACCGAGCCAGUGUAAGAUGAGGUCUCUGGAAUGAUGUUGUAGCACGGCCAAAUCGAGAUGAGCAAUCAGUUUGUUGUCUGUUACUCUGUUGAUUCUUUCAGCUGACAAUUUCAGCUGCUGAGGCCUUGCUCCUGUAUUUAAGAUGCCAGGCCUACUUAGAGCAAGUGUUGGAAGGAAGCAAUAUGCCUGUUCUGAGUUCCCACUUCAUCCUUGUAAAGUACUUAAGUACAGACUAGAACUAGUCAUACAAAAGAAUAGAUUGAUUAUGUUUCCAAAGUUAGAGGUCUGAGAUGCUGUGCCACUCUAUUUGCUUUGUUCCAUGCUUUGACGUUAUAUAUCAUCAUUUUCACUGUUCAUUC